Molecule: messenger RNA, 1217 nt
Organism: Colletes gigas
Lineage: Eukaryota; Metazoa; Arthropoda; Insecta; Hymenoptera; Colletidae
Product: sugar transporter SWEET1-like
Exons: 6
Coding region: 553-1215 (220 amino acids)
Biological process (GO): carbohydrate transport
Cellular component (GO): membrane
Molecular function (GO): sugar transmembrane transporter activity
Source: RefSeq, a predicted model, not a curated record
UCUACGUAUGCUAUAGUAUUACCAAACAAAAUACGCAAUAAGUAGAUGUCCGCUAUGAACAAUGACGUUGCAUUGUGUUAAAGUGCGUUAAAUGUUACGUGUAUACUAAUAUACCUAUUUUACAUGUGAAAACUAGGUUGGUGUUUAUGUAACUGGACGUUAUCAGAUAUCAGAAAUCGAGGAUGCUUUAAAAACACAUUGGAAGGCGAUCGAGUCGAUCCGAUCGUUUUAUCACCUAACGAUGGAAAUUUCCUUGUAUUCAUUUUUUCAUGAUGUAAUACGAUCGUUCUCGUUUUAUCUUAUCCCCGACAGUCCAAUGCUUAUCCAGAAUAAGCAGAAAUUAAUCAAAGCUGUCGCCGAUAAACUUGAAGUACGGUUUUGUACCGUAAUGAGGCAUCACGCGAGCGUUAUAAAUAGGAAAAAAAUAUCUUACCGUCAUUACCGUUCUCCUACUCUUUCCGUUUAAGCCGCGAACGUGCUCUACUGUUCUGUAGUGGUGAAGUGAUUCGUAGUAAUUGCACGACUGCGAACGAGGACAAUAGUUAAAGUACAAUGGGUCUGGAGGAUUAUAAAGAAGUUGUAGGAACAUGCGCCUCGAUUACAACCAUGGGGCAAAUGUUGGCCGGAACAUUAAUAUGCAAGGACAUUUAUCAAAAAGGUUCGUCAAAAGGUGUCGAUCCAAUGCCUUUCUUGGGUGGUGUAGGAAUGUGUAUUUUGAUGCUACAAUAUGCAUUUAUUCUGAAGGAUCCUACGAUGAUCAAUGUUAACGUUUUUGGAUUAUUGACAAAUGCAAUGUACAUGGCUGCAUAUUACUAUUUCACGCCAAACACGAAGGAUACGCUUGCUUUAAUAGGCAAGGUAACAGCUUUCGUAGUGGUCUUCCUUGCGUAUGCUCAAGUGGAAAAUUCCGAGAAGAUCGAAUUUCGUUUCGGUUUAAUUGUGACGGGGUUACUGCUUUCCUUAAUAGCGUCCCCACUUGUGCAUCUUGGAGAUGUCGUGAAGACGAAGAACACGGAUAUUCUUCCCUUUCCACUUAUUUUCAUGGGCACCCUAGUCUCUUUCCAAUGGUUAUUGUACGGCGUUAUAAUUAAUAAUGGUUUCGUUAUCUUUCAGAACGCUGUAGGGUUUUUCCUUUCUGCGGUGCAGCUGUCGUUGUUCGCAAUAUUUCCGUCAAAAUCGAAAGCGAACCCGGCCAGUCAGAAGAAGACGAAGUAACG